Chaetomium globosum CBS 148.51 is the source of this 1710-nucleotide messenger RNA. RefSeq lists its product as uncharacterized. Gene Ontology annotation, molecular function: heme binding; iron ion binding; oxidoreductase activity, acting on paired donors, with incorporation or reduction of molecular oxygen. The record is from RefSeq and is a predicted model, not a curated record. Bases 1 to 1710 code for a protein of 569 amino acids. Lineage: Eukaryota; Fungi; Ascomycota; Sordariomycetes; Sordariales; Chaetomiaceae. The transcript has 5 exons.
AUGGCAGGUACAUUUCCCUUGGCCGUGGUUCAGGCCCUUAUGGCCCUGUCCGCCCUCGCCGUGGUGUAUGUCAUAGCGAGACGGGCCGUUAGCCUAUCGCCGGAUUGGAAGACCGGGAAGCCCGUCGUCGGGACCCGGAAUCAAUGGUUCUUAUGGGAACGAGCGGCAGUGCGCUCGUUUAGCCUGUCGAAGCAGUGGUGUUUCGAGGGAUAUGCAAAGUACUGCAAAGCCAACUCUCCGUUCAUCAUUCCCUGCAUUGAGCGCGGACCAGUGGUCAUCGUCCCGCCAAAGCAGAUCAAGAAGGUGUAUGGGCUCCCCGAAAAUGUUAUAGACAUGUGGAACACCUCAAACGACACCAUCCAGUCAAAAUACACGAUCUCGGACCAGGACAUUGUCAACCACCCCUUCCAGAUCAAUGUCAUCCGCAACCAGGUGACACGGAAUCUGGAUAUCUUGACUCCUGCCAUAUCCACCGAGCUUGAGGCGGCGUUUGAACGAUUGUGGGGUACUGGGGAUGAGUGGAGGGAGUUCCGGACUUGGGAGAAUUGUCUGGAGUUGAUCGCGGGGGCGUCUAAUGCUGCGUUUUGUGGUGCUCCUCUGUGUCACGAUGCCGUUUUUUUGAAGAGUCUUAAAGAUCAUGGCAUGAUUACAUUCCUCGGCGCUCUCAUGAUUAGCGGAACGCCACGCCUGUUCAAGCCAGUCACUGGGACGCUCAUCGGCUGGGCUUGCGAGUUCAUGUUUCAUCGCACCAAGAAACUCUGCAUGCCAUUCAUCAAGGAGAGACUUGCUAAUACGGCGAGAGCAAAGGAGGACCCGAGCUUCUGCUGGACGGCCCCUAGAGAUGGCUUGCAGUGGAUCAUAGAAGAAGCCUACGGGACCAAAAGCCCAGCCCAACUCGACCCCGUGCGCAUCACCCGUCGCCUACUCUACGUGAACGACAUCUCUCUGCAUUCGACCAGCUUUACCGUGCAGAACCUCAUCCCGGACAUCUACAACUACCACGAGCGCGAGAGUCUUGUAGAGGCCUUACGAGAGGAGUGCUCCACUGUCCUUCAGGAGGCCGGGGGUGUUUGGACUCGCGAUGCCGUCCAGAAGCUCAAGCUUGUCGACGCGACCAUCCGAGAGUCGAUGAGGCUGACCCCGUUUGCGUCCAUUGCGCUUCCUCGAACUGUCAUCGAACCCCACGGCAUCUCCAUGGACAGCCCGCACGGUAAAUUCCACGUCCCCUACGGCACGGUGAUUGCCACCCCCAUCGACCCCAUCCACCGCGACGCGGCCAUCUACCCGGACCCCAACCGCUUCGACCCCUUCCGCUUCGCCCAACAGGGCGCCACUCACAGCAGCAGCAGCAGUAGCAAGAACAACCUCCAUGACGGUCUCGAGCUCAACCCCCCCAAUACCGACGCAGAAGCAGAGAAGCAGCACACAGCCACCACCGGUACCAGCAUCAGCACCAGCAGCGGCAACGGCAAGGCCAAGUCCUCGGUCACGCUGGACAACACGUUCCUCGGGUUCGGGUUCGGCAAGCACGCGUGCCCGGGCCGCUUCUUCGCGCUGCACGAGAUGAAGCUCUUUGUGGCGCACAUGGUGCUGCACUACGACGUUGAGUACCUGGGCGCGCGGCCCGAGCUGACCAACAUGGUCUGGCUCAAGGUGCCGUACGACCAGGGGAGGGUGCGGGUGCGGAGGAGGAGGCAGGUCAGGGGCUAA